This is a messenger RNA of Pipistrellus kuhlii (Kuhl's pipistrelle), 1225 nucleotides long. RefSeq names its product UL16-binding protein 6-like. The transcript is spliced from 6 exons. The coding region runs from base 33 to 1010 and encodes 325 amino acids. Gene Ontology annotation, biological process: positive regulation of T cell mediated cytotoxicity; immune response; antigen processing and presentation of endogenous peptide antigen via MHC class I via ER pathway, TAP-independent. Lineage: Eukaryota; Metazoa; Chordata; Mammalia; Chiroptera; Vespertilionidae. The record is from RefSeq and is a predicted model, not a curated record. Gene Ontology annotation, cellular component: external side of plasma membrane.
GGGAGCGCUCCGGCUCCGGCUGCGGUGGAGACAUGGAGCGGUCUGCGCGGCUCAGCCCGGUCUGCCUGCUGCUGCUGCUGCUGCUGUGGGAACCCGCUGCUCCCGGCUGUGCUCGCUUUCUGACCUUUAAAUUCACAGUCACUCCUAAUGGAGAACCACGGUGUGAAAUUCAAGGCCAGGUCAAUGGAAACACAUUUUUUCAUUAUACCUGUGGUAGCAACAAGGUCACACUCAUCAGUGUUCCGGAGAUGAGUGCCACACAGGCCUGGAAUCAGCAGAGAGAAGCUCUCCAAUACAUGGUGGAAGAGAUCACGAAGAUAAUGCUUGACAGGAAAGCAGAGAUUGCUGCAACUGGUAGUCCUCUCUCCCUACAGGGCAACAUGACGUGUAAGGUGGAAUCCAAUAACCACACCAGCGCAUCCUUAGAGUUUGGAUCAGAUGGACAGGUGUAUCUGUUCUUGGACUCCAAGAAUGGAACCUGGACAGUGUUGCAUGAUGAAGACAAACUGGUAACGAAAAUAUUGGCAAGUGACAGAGAAAUGACCCAUCUCCUUAUUAAGACCUCAGCUGGAGACUGUACUAACUGGCUUAAACAAGUUUUGUGUCUCCAGGAUGGAAUUCUGAGCACACAAGCUCCUCCACUCAGGAACCAGUCCUCCUCCCUUUCCGUGUGGGAUAAGGAAAAAGGAGAAACACCCCACCACACUCCAACCCCAGGAUCCGUCACCAUGGCUGACACAGCUGCAUCACCCAAUGCCACAGCCACAGCCACAGUCCCGUCCAAGGCCAACAUGCUCAUCAUUUUAAUCUCCUCUGUGAUCGUCAGCUGCUUGAUCAUCAUUGGCAUCUUAAGACGGGGCCUUUACAGGCUGCUGAUGCGAAGAUGCCAAGGAGGCCCUGGUGGUGUGAAUGAGCUCAGCAACUCUGCCUCUCCCCGGCUGCCUCUGGAUGACCUGCUGCUCAUUUUUAGAACACGAGUUCAAAGCUUCCGCCCGGAGACCAGGGUCUGAUCAGGAUGAGACAGCAGAGGCAACAUCUCAUGUCUGUUAUUGCAUUUGCUGAUUAUCCUCCUCAGGGCUUUUUAAACCUCAGGUCACUUUCUGUGGUGCUAAGAGAUGUGAUUUCUACAUUUAAACAUCAAUAGCUGCAAUAAGAAAUCUGAACACAGAGAACAUUUUCCAUCUUCUUUGUGGAAGAUCAGACACAUCUCUGCAUCAUGGCUUUU